Eufriesea mexicana is the source of this 505-nucleotide messenger RNA. RefSeq lists its product as uncharacterized. NCBI's taxonomy places the organism in Eukaryota, Metazoa, Arthropoda, Insecta, Hymenoptera, Apidae. The record is from RefSeq and is a predicted model, not a curated record. Bases 74 to 505 code for a protein of 143 amino acids. The transcript is spliced from 2 exons.
GAUAAUUUAAAGUACAAAAUGGGGAAAUGAGAAAUUUAAAAUUUAUGAAAAAGAGUGGUUAUAUUUAUCAGGCAUGAGUUAUUCUCAAGAAGAAAUAGAAAAAAAACGUUUAUUAGCCUUACAACGUAAAAAACAAGCUCAAUUAAAAAAUGCCUCAAUCAAUUCUCCAAGUACAAAAAGUAACAUGCCUUCUUUUAAUAAUAAUACUGUAGCCAACAAAAAUAAGUUAGACAAUGGCACUGGGUCUUCUGGGCAUGGUUCAUCAAAAUAUGUUGACUUGAAAGCAAAAUUUGGAAAUAAUUCUAUUAAAAAUCAUGCAAAAUUUGAUAGAAAAAAAGAACGUAUUAAUCCUAUUUCAACAUCAAAUUUUUUUGCUCAGAAAUCUCGUAUUACAGGAAACUGUUAUAUGAUAACUGAUGAUAGAUUUGUAUUAGAAACCUCAUCAUAUUUCCCUCCACUUGUUUUAUUCCUACAAAAGUACUUUUGCACUUUCUUUCCAUACUAA